Messenger RNA from Knipowitschia caucasica, 2007 nucleotides. NCBI's taxonomy places the organism in Eukaryota, Metazoa, Chordata, Actinopteri, Gobiiformes, Gobiidae. The record is from the annotation of a GenBank genome assembly.
AUGUCGUCACCCACGGCAACAAGAGCAGACGUCAAGCUCAGGAAAGCCAAGCUGCUGCACAGAUGUUGGUGCAGUUCUACACGGCCAUCACCUCCUCCAUCACCUCCUCCAUCACCUCCUCUAUCACCGCCUCAUCACCUCCUCCAUCACCUCCUCCAUCACCUCCUCCAUCACCUCCUCCAUCACCUCCUCCAUCACCUCCUCUAUCACCGCCUCCAUCACCUCCUCCAUCACCUCCUCCAUCACCUCCUCCAUCACCUCCUCCAUCACCUCCUCCAUCACCUCCUCUAUCACCGCCUCAUCACCUCCUCCAUCACCUCCUCCAUCACCUCCUCCAUCACCUCCUCCAUCACCUCCUCCAUCACCUCCUCUAUCACCGCCUCCAUCACCUCCUCCAUCACCUCCUCCAUCACCUCCUCCAUAACCUCCUCCAUCACCUCCUCCAUCACCUCCUCCAUAACCUCCUCCAUAACCUCCUCCAUCACCUCCUCCAUCACCUCCUCCAUCACCUCCUCCAUUCCCUCCUCCAUCACCUCCUCCAUCACCUCCUCCAUCACCUCCUCCAUCACCUCCUCCAUCACCUCCUCCAUCACCUCCUCUAUCACCUGCUCCAUCACCUCCUCCAUAACCUCCUCCAUAACCUCCUCCAUCACCUCCUCCAUCACCUCCUCCAUCACCUCCUCCAUCACCUCCUCCAUUCCCUCCUCAUCACCUCCUCCAUCACCUCCUCCAUCACCUCCUCUAUCACCUCCUCCAUCACCUCCUCUAUCACCUCCUCCAUCACCUCCUCUAUCACCUCCUCUAUCACCUCCUCAUCACCUCCUCCAUCACCUCCUCCAUCACCUCCUCCAUCACCUCCUCCAUCACCUCCUCUAUCACCUCCUCCAUCACCUGCUCCAUCACCUCCUCUAUCACCUCCUCUAUCACCUCCUCAUCACCUCCUCCAUCACCUCCUCCAUCACCUCCUCAUCACCUCCUCCAUCACCUCCUCCAUCACCUCCUCUAUCACCUCCUCUAUCACCUCCUCUAUCACCUCCUCAUCACCUCCUCCAUCACCUCCUCCAUCACCUCCUCCAUCACCUCCUCAUCACCUCCUCUAUCACCUCCUCAUCACCUCCUCCAUCACCUCCUCCAUCACGUCCUCCAUCACGUCCUCCAUCACCUCCUCCAUCACCUCCUCCAUCACCUCCUCCAUCACCUCCUCCAUCCACCUCCUCUAUCACCUCCUCAUCACCUCCUCCAUCACCUCCUCCAUCACCUCCUCUAUCACCUCCUCCAUCACCUCCUCUAUCACCUCCUCUAUCACCUCCUCAUCACCUCCUCCAUCACCUCCUCCAUCACCUCCUCUAUCACCUCCUCCAUCACCUCCUCUAUCACCUCCUCCAUCACCUGCUCCAUCACCUCCUCUAUCACCUCCUCUAUCACCUCCUCAUCACCUCCUCCAUCACCUCCUCCAUCACCUCCUCUAUCACCUCCUCUAUCACCUCCUCUAUCACCUCCUCAUCACCUCCUCCAUCACCUCCUCCAUCACCUCCUCCAUCACCUCCUCAAUCACCUCCUCUAUCACCUCCUCAUCACCUCCUCCAUCACCUCCUCCAUCACGUCCUCCAUCACGUCCUCCAUCACCUCCUCCAUCACCUCCUCCAUCACCUCCUCCAUCACCUCCUCCAUCACCUCCUCUAUCACCUCCUCAUCACCUCCUCCAUCACCUCCUCCAUCGAGUCCAUCCUCACCUCCUCCAUCACCGUGUGGUUCGCUGGAGCCACAGUCAGGGACAAACAGAGACUACAGCGCAUUGUGCGCUCUGCAGAGGAAGUGAUCGGCCGCAGCCUUCCAUCGCUGCAGGACCUAGAGAAGGGUGGGAUGGGGGUGAGGGGAGGUGGGGUGAGGGGAGGUGGGGUGAGGGUGGGAGGUGGGGUGAGGGUGGGAGGUGGUGGUGGGGGUGGAGGUCGGCUCAAUGUUGGGAGGGGUCUGAGUGUCCGCGGCUCAGGCCUGUCACGGAGAUGA